Molecule: messenger RNA, 958 nt
Organism: Hordeum vulgare subsp. vulgare (domesticated barley)
Lineage: Eukaryota; Viridiplantae; Streptophyta; Magnoliopsida; Poales; Poaceae
Product: probable calcium-binding protein CML18
Exons: 1
Coding region: 138-758 (206 amino acids)
Molecular function (GO): calcium ion binding
Source: RefSeq, a predicted model, not a curated record
UACGGCUAUAUAAAUACAGUCGUUCUUGGAUAUCACCACAAGCGUUCACAAAGCUUCAGCAAUUACAAAGCCAUCUGCACGUGUCCGUCGACCUGCAUACUACUGUAACUCUGUAAGUGCCCGCCGCGACCGCAAGCAUGUGCCAAGCGGCGAGAGCGUACCACAACAAUGGCCUGAUCGCGUCGGUGUCGUCUCUCCUGAUCUCGCUCGUCAUGAAGCCCCUGGCCAAGAGCGCCAUCCUCACGGGCCGCAGCAUCCUCGCCCUCGUCGCCGGCGAUGGCGACAGCAGCUCCGUCGUCGCCGUCGCCGACGCUCCACGUGGGCGGCAUUGCGAUCGCUGCGCCGCGUGCGAAGACGGCGCGCGCCUGUCGGGCUCCGACGCCGCGGCAGUCAUGGCGAGCCUCGGCCUCGUCGUUUCACACGGUGACGACGACGACGACGACGACGACGGGAUGGUUGAGUGCGGCGGGUGCGAGGCGAUGUCGGUGGUGGAGGAGGUGGCGUGGGGGAGCAAGGAGGCCGGGGAGGCGGAGCUGCGGGAGGCGUUCGGGCUGUUCGACCGGGACGGGGACGGGCUGGUGAGCGCGGCGGAGCUGUGGGGCGUGCUGCGGAGGCUCGGGAUGGCCGAGGGCACCAGGUACGAGGACUGCGCCAGGAUGGUCGCCGCCGCGGCAGCCCGCCACGGCGACGCUACCGGCGGCGUUGACGCCGGGCUCGGGUUCCCCGAGUUCAGGGCCAUGAUGGAGCACGCGGUUUAAGUACGGGAAGUACGUAGUUAAACCUAAUUAAACGGUGGUGCAGCACGGGUUUGCACUGUUUCAGCCAUGUCCAUACACGCUUUCAGUUUCAGUUUCAGCCAUGCUACUGGCAUUGGACGGUAGGAAAUGAGUAGUAAUACUAUGUUUUACCAAUGUCGUUGAAUUUAUAAUAAGAUGUAUGCGUACAAGUUUUCAGUUAA